Andrographis paniculata is the source of this 2707-nucleotide messenger RNA. RefSeq names its product ammonium transporter 2 member 3-like. The record is from RefSeq and is a predicted model, not a curated record. Gene Ontology annotation, cellular component: plasma membrane. Lineage: Eukaryota; Viridiplantae; Streptophyta; Magnoliopsida; Lamiales; Acanthaceae. The transcript is spliced from 4 exons. The coding region runs from base 196 to 1683 and encodes 495 amino acids. Gene Ontology annotation, molecular function: ammonium channel activity. Gene Ontology annotation, biological process: ammonium transmembrane transport.
CAAGCCUUGGAUAUUGUCUUGAUCCUUGAAGUUCCAACAUCAGUCAUUGUUAGAUAAUUGCAUCCUCGUUAGUCGUUAGAAUCCCCCAAGCUGCCUAACGAAGAAUAUCUAUAGUAUGACAAUAAUAUCGUCUCCAUUGUGUGUGAGUGUCCCUACAGGCUACAGCUAGAUAGCUAGAUCAUAUAGAUUAUCCCAAUGGCUGAAAACCCCUAUUUAUCCCACACUCCAAAAAUUACCUUAACUGUGUGUGUGGACAUGAACAAAGACUACGACUAUACUAUGGGGGUGCUUCCCCCGGGCCUGGUCCCGGACCAGGCCUCUCCGCCAUGGCUGAGCAAAGGCGACAACGCUUGGCAGCUCACCGCCGCCACCAUGGUCGGCCUCCAGAGCGUCCCGGGACUUGUGGUCCUCUACGGCAGCAUGGUCAAGAAGAAAUGGGCCGUUAACUCGGCCUUCAUGGCCCUCUACGCCUUCGCCGCCGUCCUCGUCUGCUGGGUCCUCUGGGCCCACCGGAUGUCCUUCGGUGACCACUUGAUCCCCGUCUCCGGCAAGCCCGCCGCUGCCGCCGACGACCGCUACUUGCUCCGGCAGCAGAAUUACUCCCUUGUCCCCAGGGCGGAUUACGUCUUCUACCAGUUCGCUUUCGCCGCCAUCACGGUGAUUCUGGUCGCCGGAUCUUUGCUCGGCCGGAUGAACUUCUACGCGUGGAUGGCGUUCGUCCCGCUGUGGACGACGCUGUCGUACACAGUCGGGGCGUACACCAUUUGGGGCCCCGGAUUUCUCCGGGACCGGAUAAUUGACUAUGCCGGCGGAUACGUCGUCCAUCUCUCCUCCGGCGUGGCCGGCUUCACGGCGGCGUAUUGGGUUGGGCCGCGGCACUCGCACGACCGGCAGCAUUUUCCGCCGAACAACAUAAUCAACAUGCUCGGCGGCGCCGGGUUUUUGUGGAUGGGGUGGACGGGUUUCAACGGUGGGUCGCCGGUGGCGGCGAACAAGAUAGCGUCGCUGGCGGUGCUAAACACGCACAUCUGCACGGCCACGAGCCUUCUGGUGUGGCUGGCGCUGGACAUAACCGUAUACCUUAAGAGCUCCGUUGUUGGUGCCGUUCAGGGGAUGAUCACCGGCCUCGUCUGCAUCACUCCGGCUGCCGGUAUUGUGGAUACAUGGGCUGCAGUGGUGAUGGGGAUUCUAUCAGGGUCGAUUCCAUGGUUCACCAUGAUGGUCUUGCACAAGAGAUCAUCUUUUUUCCAGAAGGUCGACGACACUCUCGGAGUUUUCCACACCCACGCCGUCGCAGGCCUGCUAGGCGGCCUUCUCUCCGGCAUCUUCGCCAAUCCGAAGCUCCUAAGGUUGUUCUAUGGGACGGGUCAUCGUCAAGGGCCGGGCUUGAUCUAUGGGAUGUUCGAUGGGCAGAUCAAACAUGGGCUUCGCCAAAUGGGCUUCCAGCUUGUCGGGGCGCUCUUCGUUGCCAUAUGGAAUGUGGUGGCGACGAGCCUAAUUUGCAUCUUGAUAGAUCGGAUUAUUACGCUCCGAAUGCACGAAGAUGAUCUUGAAAUUGGGGAUGAUGCGGCGCACGGAGAAGAAGCUUAUGCGUUGUGGGGAGACGGGGAGAGGCAUCCGCCUCCUCUUCGAUUUCCUCGAAUGAAACCAAGAAUCAUACCUUCCUUGUGUAGAUGCACUUGAAAUUCAUUUAUUCGCGGGACGAAUGUUUUUCUUAAUAAGAUUUUAUUGUAAACACACUCCAACUCAGCUUAAGUAUGUUCGAAUUUGUAUUUUCAAUGUUAUUUUAAACUUGUACUCUCUAUGUAUGUAUCAAAUUUAGGUAGUAUGUAAGAAUACACCAUGGUGACCAAAAUGCAAAACAAAUAAUAAUUGUAGAGGAAAACAUAUAAUUUAUAGUUAACAUAUCAUAUCCAAUGAAAAUUAUGUAGUAGUUAAAAGAUAAAAGAUAAUACUCCAUCGAUCUCUUAACAAAUUAUCUAUUUUUCCGUUUUGGACCGUUUCAACAAACUAUUUAUUUUCUUUUUUAACAACUGUACUAUCUACCUAACAUUACAAAUAUCUUUGCAACUUACAAUAUAUUACAAAACGUCAUUAUAUUUAUAUUACAUUAUACUAAUAAAGUUGUUUUAGUCGUUUCUACUAUAUAUCAAUAUAUUACUAAUACACAUAAAACUUCGUAAAAAAAGUAAAUGAAUAUCUACUCAUGGGAUGGAGAGUAAUAAUAAUCCAAUUAUGUAGCUUGUUUUAGAUACAAUUGUUGUUAUUAAGAUGCUUUGUGUCAUAAUUUUGAUUGGCGUUGCCAUAUUCAUUGAAAAAUGGUUGGGCAACUUUUGGUUUGUUAUGGUCGAAGUUCACGAGAAAAAGCAGUUGUAAAAGCAAACAAAAUAUAGGGAAAAAGACAACCUUAUUUGGAUCGUCACCUUACAAUAUGGAAGAUAUUUUAGUUUGUUGUUUUUUUUCACGACUGCCCAUUGAUGUACUUUUACUCACUUUUUUUCAUGUUAAAAAAACAAUUAGGUGUAUUUUUGAAAAUUGAAUUAAUAAUUAAAAGGAAAAAAGAGAUAAUGUAAUACAUGUAGGAGCAAUUUUAAUAAAUAAAUAUUAAAUGGAAUAUAAUAAUAAAUGUUGGAAUGUUUUAUUUUGCCAAAAUUAAUAAAAGAAUAAAUUUAAAAGACAGAAGGAAAAAAAUAAAUAAAUAAAUUUG